CUACAGGCUUUGUUGAAUCUUGCCGAAAGAUUAAGUGGAAGUGGCAAGCCUCGGGGACUGACGAAGAGUGAAUUUGAAAAGCUGACAGUGUACAGGUUUUCAACAUCAUCAUCUUCACCGGCGUCGGACAUGCAGACAUCGUGUGUCGUCUGUAUGUGUGACUUUGAAGAUCAACAGAUGCUUAGAGUUCUACCAUGCACUCACCAGUUCCAUGCAAAAUGUGUCGAUAAGUGGCUCAAGGUU
Helobdella robusta is the source of this 243-nucleotide messenger RNA. RefSeq lists its product as hypothetical. The transcript has a single exon. The record is from RefSeq and is a predicted model, not a curated record. The annotation marks the transcript as partial. Lineage: Eukaryota; Metazoa; Annelida; Clitellata; Rhynchobdellida; Glossiphoniidae.